Cuscuta campestris is the source of this 1141-nucleotide messenger RNA. The record is from the annotation of a GenBank genome assembly. NCBI's taxonomy places the organism in Eukaryota, Viridiplantae, Streptophyta, Magnoliopsida, Solanales, Convolvulaceae.
AGUGAUCUGCUCGGAACGAAUUGGCUUAUCGGUUUUUACUGUCUGGCAAUUGGCCGUUUCAGAAACUUCUUCUUCGUCGUCCUCACCCCUAAUUUCAGGUCGUCGUGUCUCCGUUUCCGAUCUCUUCUUUCUGGUGGUGGAAGAGAAAAGAGUGCGAAGAAAGAGAUUUUUCUGAGUAAUAGAUUGUGAUGGCGAAGAGAGUGGAUCACGAAUAUGAUUACCUGUUUAAGAUCGUCUUGAUCGGAGACUCUGGAGUCGGGAAAUCCAACAUCCUGUCCAGGUUUACCCGAAAUGAGUUCUGCUUAGAGUCCAAAUCUACAAUCGGAGUUGAGUUCGCCACUCGAACUCUUCAGGUGGAGGGAAAGACUGUGAAAGCCCAAAUUUGGGACACUGCGGGGCAGGAAAGGUACAGAGCAAUUACAAGUGCUUACUACCGAGGAGCCGUAGGGGCACUCCUUGUGUAUGACAUAACAAAGAGGCAAACCUUUGAAAACGUCCAAAGGUGGCUCCGAGAACUAAGAGACCACGCCGACUCCAACAUUGUGAUCAUGAUGGCGGGCAACAAGUCUGACCUUAACCACCUUCGGGCAGUGUCGGAGCAGGACGGUCAAGCCUUUGCCGAAAGGGAAGGGUUGUCUUUUCUGGAGACAUCGGCAUUGGAAGCGCAUAACGUGGAAAACGCUUUUCAGAGUGUUUUGACAGAAAUUUAUCAAAUAGUGAGCAAGAAGGCAUUGGCUGCACAGGAAGCUGCAUCGAAUACUACUUUCCCCGGUAAAGGUACCACCAUCAAUGUCGGCGAUUCUUCGGCCAAUGCAAAAGGUGGCUGUUGCUCUACUACCUGAGCUUCGUUCCAGACGAGAAAGAGACGUGACCAGUAACAUCGGGACAAAACCUGUUCUUUGCUCUCUUCUUCUUUUUUCAGAAUGUAAGAUUACUUUCUUUAUUGGUACAAGAAAGUGAGCUUAUGAAUGUUAAAAUUGUUUAUUACCUUUGGUGAAUACACUUUUUUUUCUUCCUUUUUAUUUUAUAAAAUUUUUUAUUCUUUUUUUUUGUGGUCCUGGGUGGGUCAGAAAAUUUACCAACAAUUGGCCUUCUUUAUUUUUUUUAUUUCUUUUUUGAAGAACAAAUGUACUCUGUUAUA